Molecule: messenger RNA, 1422 nt
Organism: Phoenix dactylifera (date palm)
Lineage: Eukaryota; Viridiplantae; Streptophyta; Magnoliopsida; Arecales; Arecaceae
Molecular function (GO): nucleic acid binding; zinc ion binding
Source: RefSeq, a predicted model, not a curated record
AUGGAAAAAGCAUUUGCUGUCUUAAGAUGCCGGGACGAUGAAAAACUUUUGUUUGCAUCAUACAUGUUGCAAGGAGAAGCAUUUAAUUGGUGGCAGAUGUUGGAGCAUAAAUUUGAGCAUGAUGGGGAACCUCUCACUUGGGAUAAAUUUCGAAAAGCAUUCUAUGAUAAAUAUUUUCCUCGGAGUGUAAGGACACAGAAGGAACAAGAAUUUAUCCAUUUGAAGCAAAGGGGCAUGACAGUGGCCGAAUAUGAAGCCAAAUUCACAGAACUAGCCAAAUUUAUUCCGAAAUUGGUAGAGGAUGAGCAAGACAGAGUGCACAAGUUUGAGAUGGGAUUGAAGACUGAAAUUAGGAAGCAAGUGGUACCCUAUGAGUUGACUACCUAUGCAGCUGUGGUGAAUAAAGCUUUAAUCAUUGAAAGGGAAGUCAACGAAGCUUUUGCUGAAAGAGAAAGAAACCAAAAGAAAAGAAACAGACCUGCUGAAUUUAAAGGGGGAAACAAGAAUUUCAAGAAUCCAGCUCAGAAGCCAAAUAAAGAUAGAAAUCCCAAAAAUGAGAAUGGAAAGUGUUCAAGAUGUGGCGGUAAUCAUGAAUUUGCAAAUUAUCCCUGGGUUACAGGUUCUUGUUUUCAUUGCGGACAGAAAGGUCAUAAAAUUGCAGAUUGCCCACAAAGAAACGAGAUUAAAUCUACGUGGGCAAUGGAAGGAAGCCAGAGGCCAAAGACUCAAGGAAGGGUGUUCGCACUUACACAGCAGGAUGCACAAGCUUCUAAUGCAGUGGUGACAGGUACUAUUCCCGUAUUCGAUAUUUAUGCUUAUGUCUUAUUUGAUCCGGGUGCCACACAUUCAUUCAUAUCCUCAAGCUUUAUCAAAACACAUAAUAUAUUGUGUGAAUCUAUGACCACUAAGUUCUAUGUGGAGACGCCAGUAGGUGGUAUGUUGAGCACUGAUGUUAUAUGCAAGGCAUGCAAAAUUGAAAUAAUAGAUAGAAAAUUACCUGUGGAUCUAAUUGUACUUGAUAUGCGGGAUUUUGAUGUCAUUCUGGGGAUGAAUUGGCUUGCUACCUAUCAUGCCUCAGUGGACUGUCAUGGCAAGAGGGUAAAUUUUCAAAUUCUGGGGGAACCGGCAUUCAGUUUCUGUGGGAACCAGGGAACUGCUUUUCCUCAUAUUAUCUCGGCUUUGCAAGCUGGACGAAUGUUAAGGAAAGGAUGCACAGGUUAUCUGGCCUCAGUAAUUGAUAUACAACAAGAUGAACUAAAGAUAGAGGAUAUUUCUAUAGUGAAUGAAUUUUCGGACGUCUUUUCCGAGGAGUUAUCAGGAUUGCCACCGGACAGAGAAAUUGAAUUCACUAUUGAUCUUGUACCUGGUUCAGGUUCGAUUUCUAAAGCUCCUUAUCGAAUGGCCCCAGCUGAAUUAAAAUAA